Molecule: messenger RNA, 490 nt
Organism: Diceros bicornis minor
Lineage: Eukaryota; Metazoa; Chordata; Mammalia; Perissodactyla; Rhinocerotidae
Product: small ribosomal subunit protein eS17
Exons: 1
Coding region: 21-428 (135 amino acids)
Biological process (GO): translation
Cellular component (GO): ribosome
Molecular function (GO): structural constituent of ribosome
Source: RefSeq, a predicted model, not a curated record
UUUACCAGUGACCCGCCAACAUGGGCCGCGUUCGCACCAAAACCGUGAAGAAGGCGGCCCGGGUCAUCAUUGAGAAGUACUACACCCGCCUGGGCAACGACUUCCACACCAACAAGCGCGUGUGCGAGGAGAUCGCCAUUAUUCCCAGCAAGAAGCUCCGCAACAAGAUCGCAGGCUAUGUCACACACCUGAUGAAGCGGAUCCAGAGGGGCCCUGUGAGAGGUAUCUCGAUCAAGCUGCAGGAGGAGGAGAGAGAGAGGAGAGAUAACUAUGUUCCUGAGGUCUCAGCCUUGGAUCAGGAGAUCAUUGAAGUAGACCCUGACACUAAGGAAAUGCUCAAACUCUUGGACUUUGGCAGUCUCUCCAACCUGCAAGUCACUCAGCCUACAGUUGGGAUGAAUUUCAAAACCCCACGUGGAGCCGUUUGAAUCUUUCUGCUGUGCUGUAAUAUUUGCAAUAAACCUUGAACAACAACAAAAAAAAAAAAAAA